AUGGUUGGGGAUUUGAGUGUUCGACGGGCAAUGAGCCGUCUGCACCACAAAACGGCGGAGCAGCGGCGGGUGGUGGAGGAAAUGCGGCAACGCGCGGAGGCACUCACGGCAAGUGGUCGGGCUUCGGCAAAAGCGAAGCAGGUGAAACCACCGCCGUUGUGUUUUCUGGAGGUGGCGGGGGAGGGAGACCUCGGGCGGAGUUUCUUCUCUGACGGCAUGCUAAGCGGUGUUGCCAUUGGCGUCUCGGACGCGCUAGAUGUGCGGGAGUUUCGAACGCGCUACGGGACCGAGUCGCAGCUGCUUCAUCAAAUGCCACAUACGGAAUUUGCUUUUGUCUCCUGGCUGCGUCGCCAUGGAGCACAGUUCAUUGGGAAGUUGGCUUGUCAGACCCCGCUAUCGAUGGGCGAGGCAAGUGUGCUUGUUCCGGAGUGCCCUGCUGCUGUGGCGGUAUAUCAGAAUGCAUGUAAUUAUGCCAUUGGAUCUGCUCUCAUGGGGCCAGCGGCAAUGACGUCGCCGAUACACUACGAUGUUGCCGCAUUUAAGCCCACCGCACAAUCAUUUGCGACCUUUACGGAUGGGUACAAAUUGGGUAUUCCUUCCAUGUCUAUUGGUGUAACAGCGGCUCGCCUCGAUGAUAUCUUCUACCUCUGGGAGGUAUUUACCUCAGCGAUUCAACCGAGUUACCUCCAGGAAGAAAAUCGAAGAGAGUCAAACACUGGAAACAGCAAAAAUAUUGGCGGAAGUACCGACACAGAGCAUGACAAUAAUGCCAGUAGUGUCAACAGCCGCGGCAGCAACAACAGCAAAAAAAUUACUAGUAACCGCAGCAACAGCACCAGUAGUAACAGUGGUGGUAGUAGUGGUAUUGGUGGUGGAGGGGGACGUGGGAGUGCUAGACAGUCACGUCUCACGGAUUAUAAAAGCUGGGAUACAAUCAACACGUUUGCUUCAAACGAAGAGCUUCGGGGCCGUCAUAUCGAGUUGUCCGUUGGUUACCCAGCGGACUGGAUUGACACACUCUGUAAGGAGCGUUUGCUUUCCGCCGAUGAGUUUCGUCGCCGUAUUCUCCGUCUUGCCGCGACUCAAAAUGCCAUGCGAAAGAACGAGUUACUGGAGGUCAUUCCAGUAACACUAAACAUUGACAUCGAGGUGGUGGUCAACGCCAUUCAAACCAUUUUCUUUUAUGAAAUCUCACGGGCCUUUGACACCCUCUUUACUCCAGCAAGCCACAAUAGAAACAGGGCGUCGUCGCCGUCACACGCCAAUACAAUGUCGCAAUUCGGUCUGUUGGAUGAGCUUCCAGAGGGGCUGGUGACAGCCAUUUUCAAUGGCAGGGCACUCACGAAUCUUGAUUACCAACGAGCCCUGCAAACUCGCGACAACGUUGUGCGGGCAACGGAGGAACAGUUUCUCGAUGUUGAUCUCAUUGUAACGCCCAUCCUAUCGGAACCAUAUGUGAACGGGAGUCUGCGCAGCAUCGGCCCCCUGCUGCCUUUCUCGCUUGGCGGCAACCCGAUGGUUUCGCUGCAGCUGGAGGCGGGCUUUUCGGUGGCGUUGAUAGGGGAGCUUGGGCGAGACACGGGGUUGUUUGAGGACUGCACGAAGUUUCUGGAGUUUGUGCGCGGGACAUCACCGCCGUGGUGGCGCCGAAAAUUUAUGAGGUGA
Trypanosoma cruzi is the source of this 1665-nucleotide messenger RNA. RefSeq lists its product as uncharacterized. The coding region runs from base 1 to 1665 and encodes 554 amino acids. Lineage: Eukaryota; Euglenozoa; Kinetoplastea; Trypanosomatida; Trypanosomatidae. The record is from RefSeq and is a predicted model, not a curated record. Gene Ontology annotation, molecular function: catalytic activity. The transcript has a single exon.